GGCGCCGGACCCCCAGGCGGAGAGCUACAGGUCUCGGGCCCUCAGGCGGAGCGGCGGGCGCCGGACCCCCAGAUGGAGCAAGCAAGACAGGUCUCGGGCCCCCAGAACGAAGACGAAGCGCGGGGGCACCGAGUCACCAGGCACGACAGUGGGCACCGAGUCGUCUGGCAAGACUGCGGGCACCUGAGUCGUCUGGCAAGACUGCGGGGGGGGCACCGAGUCGUCUGGCAAGACUGCGGGCACCGAGUCGUCUGGCAAGACUGCGGGCACCGAGUCGACUGGCGGAACAGCGGGCACCGAGUCGUCUGGCAAGACUGCGGGCACCGAGCCAACUGGCGGAACAGCAGGCUUCGAGUCGUCUGGCAAGACUGCGGGCACCGAGUCGUCUGGCGGGGAACAGCGGGCACAGAGUCGUCUGGCAAGACAGUGGGCUCCGAGUCAACAGUCACGACAGUGGGCACCGGGUCAUCAGGUAUCGGAUUGUCUGGCUCGACAGCGGGCAUCGGGUCACCAGGCAUCAGGUCAUUUGGCUUGCCAGCGGGCACCGCGUCAUUCUGGCAAGGCAGUGGGCACCGGGUCACCAGGAAU
Molecule: messenger RNA, 588 nt
Organism: Staurois parvus
Lineage: Eukaryota; Metazoa; Chordata; Amphibia; Anura; Ranidae
Source: the annotation of a GenBank genome assembly